Molecule: messenger RNA, 2189 nt
Organism: Mycotypha africana
Lineage: Eukaryota; Fungi; Mucoromycota; Mucoromycetes; Mucorales; Mycotyphaceae
Product: FAD binding domain-containing protein
Exons: 3
Coding region: 112-2010 (632 amino acids)
Molecular function (GO): heme binding; oxidoreductase activity; FMN binding
Source: RefSeq, a predicted model, not a curated record
AAUUUUUCCCUUUUCUUUUUUCUUUCUCUUUUCUCUUUUCAAACCAAUUUCCUUAUAUUAUCUUUAACCAAAAAGGCAUUUUUACUAGUCUUUUACACUUGAUUUCGAAGCAUGUCCCUUAAUAAUCAGAUCAUCGUGGUUGGUGGUGGCCUUUCAGGUCUUUCUGCUGCUCAUACAGUACUUGAACAUGGUGGUAAUGUCUUAUUGCUCGAUAAGAAUCCUUUCUUUGGUGGCAACUCCACCAAAGCAACUUCUGGUAUCAAUGGAGCCCUCACACGCACGCAAAUUGCACAGGGCAUUCAAGACUCUGUUGAACAAUUCUAUCAAGAUACUCUUAAAUCUGCACGUGAUUUAGCUCGUCCUGAACUCAUCAAGGUUUUGACUGGUCGUUCAGCAUCGGCUGUUGAAUGGCUUCAGGACAAAUUUGAGCUCGAUUUGUCGCUUGUCGCUCGUUUAGGUGGCCAUUCAUUCCCACGUACUCAUCGUGGUAAAGAACAGUUCCCGGGUAUGACCAUCACUUACGCCCUCAUGGAGGGUCUUGAAGACUUCGCCGCUAGUCAACCUACUCGUGCCAAGAUUAUAAAAAAAGCUAAAGUCACUAAUCUCAUCAAAGAUAACGACAACAACGUUAUCGGUGUUGAAUAUGUGAUGGUCAAUAACGGUAAAGAAGACGGCCCCGUGAAGAAGGAGUAUGGUCCCGUCAUUUUGGCUACUGGUGGUUACGCUGCUGAUUUCACUGACAACUCGCUCUUGAAGAAGCAUCGUCCUGAGCUAUUCAAUUUGUCCACCACCAACGGAGACCAUUGUACAGGUGAUGGUAUUAAAAUGGCCGCUAUUGCUGGAGCCAGUACAAUCGACAUGGAAAAAGUCCAGGUUCACCCUACUGGUCUGGUGGAUCCCAAAGAGCCUGAUGCUAAAGUCAAGUUUUUAGCUGCUGAAGCUCUUCGUGGAUGCGGUGGUAUUCUUUUAGAUGCUGAUGGUAACCGUUUCUGUGACGAGUUAGGACAUCGUGAUUAUGUCACUGGUAUGAUGAAUAAGAACAAGUUCCCUAUUCGUCUUAUCUUGAACACAGCUGCAUCCAAAGAAAUUGAGUGGCAUUGUUUGCAUUAUGCUGGUCGUGGUUUGAUGAAGAAAUUCGCAGAUGGUAAAGCAUUAGCUAAAGAAAUGGGUAUCUCACCUCAACACCUUGAACAAACUUUCGAAACCUACAACCGUAUUGCUGAGGGUAAAGAGAAGGAUCCUUGGGGAAAGCGAUUCUUCCAUAAUGUUCCUAUCAAAAUGACUGAUUACUUUUAUGUUGCCCUCAUGCAGCCUGUCCUUCACUACACUAUGGGUGGUGUCGAAAUUACCCCUGAUGCUGAAAUCAAAUCUACCCAAGGCCAACCUAUUCCUGGUCUCUUUGCAACCGGUGAAAUGUGCGGCGGUGUUCACGGUGCCAACCGUCUUGGUGGCUCUUCACUUUUGGGUUGUGUUGUAUUUGGUCGUGUCGCUGGUCAAACUGCUUCCCGUUACUUAUUCUCUAACUUGGUGAAUAACAGCAACCCAACACAAGUUGCUCGACAGCGUUUGGGUGCCAUUGGUCAGCAUUUGAACGGUGGUAUUGGUCUCAAUAUUGUCGUCCAUCCUAAUAAUGUCAUCAGUUUGGAUAUCGCUUUACCUCAGCAACAGCAACAAGGUGGUAACCAAAGCAUCGAGGCAGCUCCCAGUGCUAUUGCUGCUGCCGAAGCACAACAGCCAAAGGAUGAGGAAAAGAAAGCAGAUGAACCCAAGAAAAUGGGCGAAUAUACACUCGAGGAUGUCGCUAAACAUAAUAAGCCUGACGAUUGCUGGGUUGUAGUAAACGGCCAAGUUUUAGAUGUUACCAACUUCCUUCCUGAUCAUCCCGGUGGAAAGAAGGCUAUCUUGAUUUAUGCUGGUCGUGAUGCUACUGCCGAAUUCAAUAUGAUGCACAAGCCUGAUGUUGUUCAAAAGUAUGCCCCUUCUGCUAUCAUUGGCACCCUUAAAAAGUAGAAUAAUCUCGUCCACAUAUAAGUAUAUUAUGAUAAAACCAUUGCUCCAUAUCGGUAUCCUGUCUAAGCUUUAUUCUAUUCCCCUCUACUCAAAAGAAUGACCAUCAAUAAAAAAUAUUAUUCCCCUUUCUAUUGCAUGCAAAUCACACAUGGAUCAAAGUAUUGAUUUAUACAGUCACU